AUGCGUAUAGAACGACCGAAUUGCCAACGAGUCAAACCGUCCGAGCAUCAGCGCUGGAAUGACAAGGCGCAUGCGUCAUUGAGUCAUAUCGCGGCUGACAGCGUGCUCAGUAUGCAAAUUCUCUGGCUUGGCAAGAACUACGUUCAUAUCUAUUCCCGUCUAUUAAUACUAUCUGUGUUCGGAUCCAUCGAAAAUUUUUCGCAUAAUUUUAUCUAUCUAUCUAUCUAUCUAUCUAUCUAUCUAUCUAUCUAUCUAUCUAUCUAUCUAUUUGUUUUGUUCAAAACCAAUGUAUGUAUGUAUGUAUGUAUGUAUGUAUGUAUCUAUCUAUCUAUCUAUCUAUCUAUCUAUCUAUCUAUUUGUUUUGUUCAAAACCAAUGUAUGUAUCUAUCUAUCUAUCUAUCUAUCUAUCUAUAUAUCUAUCUAUCUAUUUCAAUCUAUCUAUCUAUCUAUCUAUCUAUCUAUUUUGGUCCUAUCUAUCUAUCUAUCCCAUAUGUGUUCUAUCUAUCUAUCCCAUAUGUGUUCUUUCUUUCUUUCUAUCUAUCUAUCUAUCUAUCUAUCUAUCUAUCUAUCUAUCUAUCUAUUUUUGAAAAUUCAAAAUCUAUCUAUCUAUCUAUCUAUUUAAUCUAUCUAUCUAUCUAUCUAUCUAUCUAUCUAUCUAUAUAUAUAUAUAUAUAUAUAUGCGUGUUGUGUGCGUGUGUGUGA
Acanthosepion pharaonis is the source of this 702-nucleotide messenger RNA. NCBI's taxonomy places the organism in Eukaryota, Metazoa, Mollusca, Cephalopoda, Sepiida, Sepiidae. The record is from the annotation of a GenBank genome assembly.